Molecule: messenger RNA, 1106 nt
Organism: Rhopalosiphum maidis (corn leaf aphid)
Lineage: Eukaryota; Metazoa; Arthropoda; Insecta; Hemiptera; Aphididae
Exons: 7
Coding region: 146-898 (250 amino acids)
Source: RefSeq, a predicted model, not a curated record
UGUAGGAUAGAUUGGAAUUUUUCCUCAGUUUAUUAUUAUUCGAUUUUGCACAAUAUAAUUGUAAUAAUAUAGUUACAUACUUAUCCAGUACAUUUAUUUAGCAGAUUAUUUACACCUAUUACAGAUCACUGUAACAAUCAUCAAAAUGCUGAAACUAUUCUUUGUAAUCACUACUUUGAUGACAUUAGUGACGUUGGCAAGAUCCGAUGAGAUUAAGAACGAAUGGAUUUGCGAAGAGAGCGAUUUAAAAGGCAACUGCAGUAGCACACCUAAGUUUAAAUAUUUUAUCAAAGAAAUAAUUGAUAACAUUGAUAAUUACGAAUAUUCAGACAACUACUAUUGUCCAUUCAAUAUUGUGGAACGGUUCUCGAAGUGUGUAUACUCGUAUUAUGAUAAUUGUUUUGCAAAUAUGACUUUUCCAAUGAAAUAUAUGUUGUUGUUGAAUCUGCCACCACAGGAAGAUAACUUAAGGAUUCUCUGUACCAAAGACCGUUCUUACAAGCAGGAAUUUCUAGAACACCUGGUAUGUUUGAAUAUGGUAGAAUACGACCACGACGUACAAACCGAAGUACUGCGCAAACAAUGGCUACAGAAUCUAGUACUGCAAAAGUUGAAAUACCAAUCGAAGAUAAUAGACAGGGAUGAGCAAGAUAAACCGACGACAGACAAGGACAUACAAGAUAAACUAAAAAUGGAUCAAAUAGAAUUUCAGUUAUUACAUGACCUAAACCCUGAGAAAUGCCAAAAUUUGACAAACUUUUUACGGUCAUAUUACGUUAAAAUUCGUACACUAUGCGGAUUGAAGGCUGUAAAGUUUUUCCAACAAAUAUACAACAAUUAUUGGCCCAUAUCGGCGGUAAUGAAAAAUUGCAACAAACAAAUAUACUACAGAACAUGAUGCGAUGUACGAUCCAAAUAAAAUAUUUCAGAUUAUCAACGACGGCUACAAGCCAUUAAUUUUUAAAUUUAUAUAACUACGUUAUUAACGACUAAUUUACAUAUUAAAUGGUCUACGGAUUCGGGAUAAUUAACUCAAAUUAUAUUGUAUCAUUUUUUUUUUUAAAUUUUGUUACACUUAAUAAAAUAAUAUAAUACACUUGAAGAUA